Messenger RNA from Ostreococcus tauri, 684 nucleotides. RefSeq names its product Thioredoxin, conserved site. The transcript is spliced from 2 exons. Bases 1 to 684 code for a protein of 227 amino acids. The record is from RefSeq and is a predicted model, not a curated record. Lineage: Eukaryota; Viridiplantae; Chlorophyta; Mamiellophyceae; Mamiellales; Bathycoccaceae. Gene Ontology annotation, biological process: protein folding. Gene Ontology annotation, molecular function: protein disulfide isomerase activity. Gene Ontology annotation, cellular component: endoplasmic reticulum.
AUGCCGUCCAAGACUCUCGCCGUCGCCGGCGUCGCCGCGCUCGCCUUCGCCUCUGGCGCGAACGCGAUCGCGCUCGAUCUCACCACGGAAACGUUCGACUCUCAAGUUGGCGCCGGAAAGGGUGCCUUCGUGAAAUUUUUCGCCCCCUGGUGCGGACACUGCAAGGCGCUCGCGCCGGCGUGGAAGCAGCUCGGCGAGGCUUUUGCCGACAACGAAAACGUCGUGAUCGGCGACGUGGAUUGCACCAAGGAGGAGAGCCUCUGCCAAAAGUACGGCGUUCAGGGCUACCCGACGCUUAAGUACUUCACCGGCGCCACCGCGGCGACUGGUGACGCGUACCAGGGCGGCCGCGACUUCGAGGCUCUCCAAACGUUCGCGUCCGAGAACCUCGGCCCGUCUUGCGGCGCCGAGAACAUCGACCUCUGCAACGAAGAGCAAACGAAGACGAUUAAGGAAAAGCAAGCGCUCACCCCGGAAGCGCUCGCCGCCGAGAUUGCUGAGCUCGACGCCGAAAUGAACAAGGCCGGUGCCGAUUUGGACGAGCUCUUGAAGAGUCUCCAAGCGCAAUACGAGGAGGGCAAGAAGAAGAAGGACGAUACCAUCGCGGCAAUCUCCCCGAAGAUGGGGCUCUUGCGAUCCGUUCAACGCGCCGCCGCGUCGGAAGCCCCCAAGGACGAACUCUAA